Messenger RNA from Molossus molossus (Pallas's mastiff bat), 843 nucleotides. RefSeq names its product regulator of G protein signaling 13 (gene RGS13). The transcript is spliced from 6 exons. Lineage: Eukaryota; Metazoa; Chordata; Mammalia; Chiroptera; Molossidae. Bases 239 to 715 code for a protein of 158 amino acids. The record is from RefSeq and is a predicted model, not a curated record.
GAGGCCCGAGCACCAUCCAAGGGAGUCACCAAGGCAGGCGAGUUCCCCCAGCAGGGAAAAUAAAAUGCCGGGUGUCUCCUGACACGUCAGAACCCGAUUUCCAAAAGAUCGGACAAAGAGGAAAUAAAAUUUAGCACGGUGGACUGCUCUAGAAGAUAUGUUUGUCAAUGGCAUUUUUCCACAUAUCAUACCACCAACAUGAGAACAAAAUGAUUACUGUUGAUUUGAAGCUUGGAAAAUGAGCAGGCGGACUUGCUGGCUCUGUAAGAUCUGCGGAGCUGCACCGGAGAACCCCCUUUCGAACCUUACCAUGGAGGAACUCCUACAGUGGGCCCAGUCAUUCGAAAAGUUGAUGGCUACAAAGUAUGGCCCAGUGGCCUACGCAGCGUAUCUGAAGACGGAACACAGUGAGGAGAACAUUCAGUUCUGGGUGGCGUGUGAGACCUACAAGAAAAUUGCCUCCCGACGGAGCAGGAUGUAUCAGGCCAAGAGGCUUUAUAAGGUUUACAUCCAGCCACAGUCCCCGAGAGAGAUUAACAUUGACAGUUCGACCAGAGAAGCCAUCAUCAGGGACAUUCAAGAACCCACCCAAACGUGCUUUGAGGAGGCUCAGAAGAUAGUGUACAUGCACAUGGCGAGAGACUCGUACCCGCGGUUCCUAAAGUCAGAAAUGUACCAGAAACUUCUGAAGUCGAUCCAGUCCAACAACUCCUGACAACCACUCAAAAGCUUCCACUGAAGACAGUCCACUGAAAGUAUUGGCUUUGUCGUUUUUUUGGGUUUUUUUAUCCUCACCCGAGGACAUUCCUGCAUUUAUUUUCAGAGAGAGUGGGAGGGAGAGAG